AUGUACACAGCAUGGAGUGCUGCUUGGUCCCGCGGGGCCCCAGAAACUCUCCAGCUUUUUUACCCCGAGCAAUUGGCCGAUUGCGGGGCUGUCCAAGGUUCCAACUCUUGUCGUGAUCUUGUUCGUUCUAUUCUGUAUCUUUCCCGAGCGGUGCAGAACUACCUAGUACUGCUUGCUGAAUCGGUGGGUAUCCAAACUUGCACAUACGAUCUGCUUAGUUCACACAUCCGUCUGCCAAGCAAUCGAAAGCUCAACCUCGAACUCAUCUCAUCAGCACAUGGAUCCAAACUUCACAACACAACACGCACCAAUCUCCGACAGAAUGCCACACUACGACACGGAAUGGUUCGAUUCCCUAGUCACAGCAGCCGGACGAAGCCUGCCAAAAACCCCAAUUCAGUGGGUCUUCCUCCCGCCCUCCGUCACUACCUCAGCAACGAAUUAACUGAUCUCAACGUAGAGGUUCCUGAAUCAUUCACUUUCAGGCAGUUAACAGGAUUAGCUGGGAGGUACCUCAACAAGAACCUCACCACCAGCACCUCCGGAAGACCUACCCGACAGCAAUUCACCCUAGCAGUUCUCACGUGCCUACUUCUCAAAGACCGAAUCGCACCCGAUCAAGAUUCAACAAGUGCAGACGAGAACACUUCAGAAAACGAAGAUGGCGAGGAUAGCCUCUCACCAGGAACCCGCCUAGCUCGCUCCAUAGCACGAGCAAUCUCCCCCGUCUUCCCUCAAAAACCAAACAGCCACUCGAACGACCUCGACGACUCCAAUACCCAACUCCGCGCUCACCUCACCACCCAAUGCCUAGCAGCCGCCGACGCAGGCUUCAGAGUCCUCGAGCUCCUCGCCUCGCGUGGUCCAGAGAAUCUUGACAACCCUGACGUCCUCGUCACGCUGAUCGCCUACACCAAUCCCACCGAGGAAUGGACGACUCCCGAGCUAGCGGCUCGCGCCACCCUAAUCCUUCAGCAACACCUCGAUUCCGCCGAAAAGUCCAACUCUAAGAAACAAGACUUCAUAACAACCCACAUCCUCCCCACCUACCUCCGCCCCCUCUUCUCUCGCUCCUCCCCUUCCCAACCACUCAUCACCCCCUCGGGCCGCCCAUCCGCCUACGGUCAAAACCCCGACGCCCGACCUUCUGGCCUUCCCGAUGACUCGAGCAAGACCAAACCGUGGAAAUUCGUCGAUCUGCGUGCCAUUACUGUGUUUGACUGGACUGUUUCUGAAGCGGACGAGGAAUCGACAAUUACCAACUCUUGGCCGCUCUUCAUUCCGGUGCUGCUGACGCUGGCGGAUGAUAACUCCACUUCCGUUCGAAGAAGAGGGCUGGUAAUUCUGAAGAAAUUCUUGGACAAGUUCCCGAAUAGAAUUUUGAAUCAGACAGGGCUGAACAAAGUGUUUGAGGAUACGGUUCUGCCUACUUUGAGUUAUCUGCCUAGUAUCACGCCGGAGGACGAGUCAGUGCAGUUGCUUGGGCCGGCGUAUGCGGUGUUGAGGCGUUUGGCGGGGAAGCUGAGUGGAGAGAAGAAGAACAAGUUGCUGGAUAGAGUGGUCAGGGAGGGAAUAUUGCUAGGGUAUUUCCAUGCUAAGGAGUAUGUGAGGAUCGUUGAGGUGUUGUGUCGGGAGAUGGGAGAGGUACUGAUGGAGAUGGGGGUUAAUGCGGUUAAGCAUCUCAAGGAUAUCAUCCCCAUGCUCUCGACAAUCUUAACGGAUCCAUUCGCCUCCCUUCAUCCCCCAACCCUACUAUCAGCUAUCAAAGCCCUUCAAGUUGUCCUCGCAACAUGUUGGCCUCGGAUCCCCAACUCGCCUUGGCAGGGUGAGAUUAUCAAUUCCCUGGUGCUCUGCUGGCUCAAUCUUCACGCCUCUGAUUCCUUGGAAGACACCUUCCCGGCGAUUAGACAGGCACUCGUUCACACAGCAGACGCCCUCGCAGCUGUCCUGGCUACGGAGGUGGAGGAGGGCAAGCCGGCCAUCAGUCUCUCCGAAGUCGUCGAACCGCUAGUGGCGAAAGAACCUUGUCUUUCCCAGCUCUUCUCCGCGGCGUCGAACGAGGAACAAGAUUCGGGGUUGGAGUGUUGACGUUGUCACAGAGGCCCUGGGUUCGGGUUCUCGCCCUGCCUCUGGAUGGUGAGCGAAUCUGUUGGUCAUCUCCGGCUUGAGCCCCAAGGUCCCGUCUGCGUCUUCUGGAAGAACCCUCUCCGGGUCCGUAAUCAUCAUCGUCCUCAGCAGCCCCGUCCAUUCCAUGAUGAACACCGCGACUGGCCCCACACAUAGUCAACACCCUCCUCGUCUCAUUUGGCGAGACAACGACAAAGACCACCGACGAAGCCCGC
Molecule: messenger RNA, 2342 nt
Organism: Neurospora hispaniola
Lineage: Eukaryota; Fungi; Ascomycota; Sordariomycetes; Sordariales; Sordariaceae
Exons: 6
Coding region: 1-2088 (695 amino acids)
Cellular component (GO): cytosol; TTT Hsp90 cochaperone complex; nucleus
Source: RefSeq, a predicted model, not a curated record